AUGAAUCUAAGUCAAUGUAUAAAUAAUAUAUAUUAAAAAGUUAUUCAUAUCUUAAUUCUUAUUUUACUUAUUUUUUAAAAAAAACAUAAAUAAUCCUUCGAAUUUAUAUUAAAUUAUGUUGGAAAUAUCAGAUAAAAUUAAAUAGAAUUGCAAAUUACUAUAAAUAAAAAAAUCAAUUAAUAUUGGGAUACAGUAGAGUUUGAAUUUUGGUUAGAAGAUUUAAAAUAAAUAUAUAUAAGUACUUUUCAUUCAUUAAUUGUUGAAAAUAGUUUCUUUUAAUUAGCUAAAUUAAUUUACAAAGAUAAAGAAAAUUUUGAUUUAAAUUAAAUGAUAGAUCUAAUUUAAUAGAUUGAAAUUGAUAAUUUUAUUAAAUUAACACUACAAUUUCAGAUGUUUAAUAUUGUACUAACAUAUGCUUCGGGGUUCGAUAAGGCUAGAAAUAAGAAAAAAGAGAUAUCUUUAUUUAUAAUGAACAUAGUAUUAGAAUAUUAUAAAUAUGUUGCUGAUAAUAGAUUUCUUUGA
Paramecium pentaurelia is the source of this 522-nucleotide messenger RNA. The record is from the annotation of a GenBank genome assembly. Lineage: Eukaryota; Ciliophora; Oligohymenophorea; Peniculida; Parameciidae.